Messenger RNA from Scheffersomyces stipitis CBS 6054, 852 nucleotides. RefSeq names its product mitochondrial 54S ribosomal protein uL23m (gene MRP20). Gene Ontology annotation, biological process: mitochondrial translation. The transcript has a single exon. Gene Ontology annotation, cellular component: mitochondrial large ribosomal subunit; ribosome. The record is from RefSeq and is a predicted model, not a curated record. Bases 1 to 852 code for a protein of 283 amino acids. NCBI's taxonomy places the organism in Eukaryota, Fungi, Ascomycota, Pichiomycetes, Serinales, Debaryomycetaceae. Gene Ontology annotation, molecular function: structural constituent of ribosome.
AUGUCUAAUAGAGCUCUCCAGUCCGUGUUCACCAGAGCCCUCCACUUCAAGCACCUGGCUAAGAACUACCCCAAGCUCAACGUCAACGACGUUGAACUUGAGAAGCCCAGAUACGGCUUCAGAAAGGACCGUGAACCGCUUCUUUCGCAACAAGUGAAAAACACCUUGUUCCCUUCCACAGAAAUCAAGCAGAAGUACAUCGCCAAUAACAAGCCGGUGCCUAUCAAGUACAGAUCGAAUUCCGACCAGAUUGCCCGUAGAAACUUCGAAAAGUUCCAGGAUGAAGUAGCCCUCGGUCAAGCUCAUUUCCGCAUAGGCGAAAACCAGAUCUACUUUCCACAAGGUAGAAUCUGCUUGUUGAGACCCAAUGCUAAACAUUCACCCUACCAGGCUAAAUUCUUGGUUCCUAAGAGCAUGAACAAAAUGGAUUUGAGAGACUACUUGUGGCACGUGUAUGGCUUGAGAGCGUUGAACGUGACUGUCCAGUUGCUCCAUGCCAAAUUCGUCAGAGGUCCAUACGACUAUGCUCGUUACAGAGGUCCUCAGUACAAGAAGAUGACGAUCGAUAUGGCCGAACCCUUUGUGUGGCCCGAAGUAGAUGCUGAAUUGGUCGAAUUGGCCGAAUACCAACGUGAAGAAGAAUCCGAAACCAUGAUCCAGAAAAACCGUGCUGGUUCCGACCAAUUGAAACCUAUCGAUACCUUUGGAGGAAUUUACAAGACUGAACCUUUGCCUAACGUAUUUGUCAGUGAUAAAGUAAAGAAGCAGGGUGAGUCUCUCGUUAAGAAUCACACUGAGAGAGUGGAGUCUCAGGCUGAUAGAGAGUUGGUAUCCAAGUUCUUGAACUUGUAA